GCAACACCGUGCUUCUCCUCCUGCUGUGUGUGCAGCAUUCUUUCCCUGAACCCAGCAGGCUGUACCUUGAACUCAUCCUGGGUACCCUGGCCCUGGAACUGAUCUGUUCCCUGACCUGUCUGCUCCUGUAUGCGGUGAAAAUUGGGAAAUUUAAUAGAGCCAAACCACAGCCAGAUGUACUUGAAGAAGAAAAAAUUUAUGCUUACCCCAGCAAUAUUACCUCGGAGACUGGAUUCAGGACUGUUUCAAGUCUAGAAGAAAUUGUUGAGAAGCAAGGAGACAUAAUAGUGUACCUGAAGCGACACAAUGCCCUGCUGAGCAAGCGGUUGCUGGCACUCACUUCUUCGGACCUGGCCUCUCAGCCAGGUAGAGCAUGAGAGACUCACUGGAUGGCAGCUGUCGAGUGCCCGCUAACUUCAGACUGUCUUGGUGAAUCAUAGCCUCUGCUGGGCUCACGGUGUGUGUUGGAAACCUGAAUUCAGUUCUCACCUGUGUGGCUGUUCCAGAGGUGUAGCCUGUGGGUCAUUCGUAGAAGUCUGGAUAACUUGAGAAUGUUUUGUACAUUUUGAAAUAGUUUACCUUUUGGCUUUUCUAGAAUCAAAGGUAUAGUUUAAGAACCCUGGAAUAAUUUGGCUAUUUAUAAAGGAAAGCUGACGCAACAA
This is a messenger RNA of Nannospalax galili (Upper Galilee mountains blind mole rat), 662 nucleotides long. RefSeq names its product transmembrane protein 192 (gene Tmem192). The record is from RefSeq and is a predicted model, not a curated record. NCBI's taxonomy places the organism in Eukaryota, Metazoa, Chordata, Mammalia, Rodentia, Spalacidae. Gene Ontology annotation, cellular component: late endosome; lysosomal membrane.